Molecule: messenger RNA, 852 nt
Organism: Arachis stenosperma
Lineage: Eukaryota; Viridiplantae; Streptophyta; Magnoliopsida; Fabales; Fabaceae
Exons: 4
Coding region: 1-852 (283 amino acids)
Source: RefSeq, a predicted model, not a curated record
AUGGACUUUGAGACCAUGGAACACUUUAAAGCAGCAGUGCAGAAGUACAACAUACAAAUUGGGAGACAUGUAUUCUAUCUUAGGAAUGAGAAGAAGAGGACCAACUAUCCAGCCUCGUUUCAGAUUAAGAUAUUUGUGGACGAGCAUACGUGUCUGAGAAGCAACAAGAGUAAGUCAGUCACAUGUGCUUGGGUUGCUGAAGAGCUGGUGCCGAAACUCAGAAUCCAUUCCAACAUGUUACAUACGGAGGCACAGGAGUGGUUUAAGGUGGAGUAUGAUAUUUCGGUUAAUGAAAGGAUAAUGUAUAGGGCUUUGGACAAGGCCAAAGAUGUUAUUGAAGGAACGGAGAAGGAUCAAUACCUAAGGCUUAGAGACUAUCUAAACGAAAUAAUGAAGGCUAAUCUUGGGUCAAGAGCCAACAUGAGAACUACUCCACAGCCGGAAGGGUUGUCUAGGUUUAGGAACUUGUACAUUUGUUUGGCUGCUUGCAAGAAUGGAUUUAAAGCAGGGUGUAGGCCCUUUAUAGUGUUGGAUGAGACCUUUCUAAAAGAAACUCGAAAAAAUUGGAGAUUCUUUCUUGAGGAGUUACAUACUGACAUAGGGGACUACAAUGAGAAUGCCUGGGGAUUGAUACUAGCGUUACAGGACGUAAUGCCGGGUGUCAAGCACAGAUUUUGUUGUAUGCAUAUGUGGAGAAACCUAAACAAGAGAUGGAAGGAUAAAGAACUUAAGGGAGUAUUCUGGCAAUGUGCAAAAGCAACUACUGAUCAAGAGUUCAAUGAUGCAAUGGCUAAUGUGAAACGGAUCAAUAAACAAGCGUGGGAGUAUUUGGACAAAUUUGAGCAAGAAUAG